Molecule: messenger RNA, 1095 nt
Organism: Caretta caretta (loggerhead turtle)
Lineage: Eukaryota; Metazoa; Chordata; Testudines; Cheloniidae
Product: testis-specific serine/threonine-protein kinase 2-like
Biological process (GO): protein phosphorylation; intracellular signal transduction; microtubule cytoskeleton organization
Cellular component (GO): cytoplasm
Molecular function (GO): tau-protein kinase activity; ATP binding
Source: RefSeq, a predicted model, not a curated record
AUGGAUGAUGCUGCAAUCCUUAAAAAGAGAGGCUAUGUCUUGGGAAUCAAUCUGGGAGAAGGGUCAUACGCUAAAGUGAAAUCUGCCUACUCUGAUAGACUGAAAUUCAACGUGGCUGUGAAGAUAAUCAACAAGAAAAAAGCUCCUCAUGACUUCCUGGAAAGAUUUCUCCCCAGGGAAAUAGAGAUUCUGGCCAAAGUGAAUCACCGUGCAAUUGUCAAGACCUUUGAGAUUUUUGAGACAUCUGAUGGCAAAGUCUACAUCGUGAUGGAGCUUGGCGUACAAGGAGACUUAUUGGAGUUCAUCAAGAGCAGAGGGGCCAUCUCUGAGGAUGUAGCUCGCAAGAUGUUUCGCCAGCUGUCUUCUGCCAUCAAGUACUGCCACGAUUUGGAUGUAGUCCACAGGGAUUUGAAAUGUGAGAACCUCCUUCUAGACAAAGACUUUAAUAUCAAACUGUCAGACUUUGGCUUUUCCAGACGACUGACUCGAGAUGAAAAAGGCAAAGUUAUUCUCAGUAAAACCUUCUGUGGUUCUGCUGCGUAUGCAGCCCCUGAAGUGUUACAGGGCAUUCCCUAUGAGCCUAAGAUUUAUGACAUAUGGAGUCUGGGUGUCAUUCUGUUUAUAAUGGUCUGCGGAUCAAUGCCUUACGACGACUCAAACAUUGGAAAAAUGCUAAAGAUUCAGAAAGAACACAGAGUGCACUUUUCCAACUCCAAAAGCUUGACAGUUGAGUGCAAAGAUCUUAUUUACCGCAUGCUGCAGCCAGACGUGGCUCGGAGGUUGCACAUAGAGGAAGUUUUUAAUCACAAGUGGCUGCAGACUCCAAAACCCAGAGUUCCUUUGGCAACUUCAUUUGUAAAAGAGGGAGAGUGUUCUCAGAAGCUCAGAGAGUUGAAGUCAGAGCACAGACAGGAAAUAGAGCGCGUGGGGGAAUCUAAGGCAGAUCGACCAGAUUACAAAACUGAGUUUAAAGCAGUGCCCAGAUUGGAAGCAGUAGCGGAAGCAGAGGAUGCCAUUCCCGAGGAAGAGCAAGCAGAAGUUAAUGAUGUUACAGAUCACAUGCAAAAAAUAGGUAUCAAAAAUGGUGAUGAUUAA